CCCAAGCGCUCCCAUGUUGCGUAGUCUGGAAACCUGACGUGGAUAGAAGCCGCGCAGAAGGAGCGACAACAGUGUGAGAGAGAGUGUGUGUGCGUGUGUGUAUAUGUGUGUGUAUGACAGUGACAGAGUUGCAGCAGGGCAGAUCAGAAAGUGCCUGUGGCUGCUCUCCGCCGAGUCGCGCUCUCCUCUUCAGUCGCACGAGACUGGCGACACGCUCCGAACCUGGUCGGCGACCUGAGGGGUUCCCACCCUGACGACCGGACUUGGGUUUUCGCUGAGAGAAGAAAGGAAAAGAUUUUUUUUUCUUUUUUUUUUAAAAAAAAAGGUGGAACUAAACUACAUUAAUUGACUUUUGAGCGAUGAACUGGCAGCAUGGCCAAGUGGUUCAAGGAGCACCUAGGAUUCAAAACUACCAAAGCACCCCCUCCGGCGCCUCCGAAACCGGACUACAGACACUGUCACACCGGUGUUCCCUGUGCGCCUGGCUUCCAGCAAACAAGCUCCGGGGCCACCUUUCCGAGUCCGGCUCAGCCGGACAUUCUCACUGCUUACAAACUACAAAAAGAUCUGGACUUCGAAGACCCGUACACUUCAGGUGGAAAUAUUUCAUUCGGCUCGAGCUUGAACACUGUGGGGUCGCCGGAUGUAAAGUAUGUGUCACCAAAGCACCGACUUAUCAAAGUGGAAACAAUCGAAAAGAGCAGCCCGGCUCCCGGUGGGGGUGUCACAGUCACCCAAGCCGUAUCUGUAGCUGUAGCUACCAGCGUUAAAUCUCCUACUUCACCUCCCUCGGACCACGACAACAAGGAGAAGCUGAUUAUCCUUGAAGACUACGCAGAUCCUUUUGAUGCUGAACAGGCUGGAAGCACUCAGACCACCACGGAAAAAGUAACAACUGAGAAUGAUGGUUACAUGGAGCCGUAUGAAGCCCAGAAGAUGAUGGCAGAGAUCAGGUCUGGCGGGCGAGUCCCUAAGGAAGGAUCUGUGAGGCAGCUGCCCCUGUAUGACACACCAUAUGAGCCAGCUGAGAACGGUGGAGACUCAGACCCUGAGCGCCUGCGAUGCCCCCGAGAAAGCAGACUGCCCCAAGAUGACGAGCGGCCCCCUGAGGAGUACGACCAGCCAUGGGAGUGGAAGAAGGAAAGGAUUUCCAAAGCCUUUGCAGCUCUGCUUUGUUAUGACUGCAUUAGCUACGAGGGCUCUGUAAGUGGCACUGGAUCAGAUCCCCAAAGAAGAAAGGACUCCACUUCUAAAUCCCUCACAGUAGAGAUUAAAGUGAUCAAGGACCUACCGUGGCCCCCUCCUGUCGGCCAACUCAACAGCAGCCCUCCCCUGGCGGAGGAGCUAGAGUCUCCUUCCCAGACAGCUCAGCCGUUGCCAGGACAGACGAGCUGUGACCAGCACCACCAUGUCCAAUUUGAUGGGGUUGAAAAGCCCCGAAUGUCGCCCACCAAAGACGGGAAAACUCGCCCGCUGCAGCGACAUUCCAGUGGCUGUCUGGUCAACACCAAAAUGACCUCAUUGGACCACUGCAGCUCCUCUCUUGGGGAACGUAUUGACCCCACGAUGCCGCUGGAAAGCCAGUUUUGGUACCACGGAGCCAUCAGCCGAACAGACGCAGAGUCUCUGCUCAGGCUGUGCAAGGAAGCCAGCUACCUUGUAAGAAACAGCGAGACCAGCAAGAAUGACUACUCCCUCUCCCUUAAGAGCAGCCAGGGCUUCAUGCACAUGAAGCUGUCGCGGACGAAGGAGAAUAAGUACAUUCUGGGCCAGAACAGCUGCCCCUUUGACAGCGUGCCUGAGAUCAUCCAUUUCUACUCCAGCCGCAAGCUGCCUAUCAAGGGUGCUGAACAUAUGUCUCUGCUCUACCCUGUAGCCAUCAGGACACUAUAGUGGUCUGGGUAGUGUGCAGGUGUCCGCCCAUGCAGAACUCACUGGGCCACCUCGUGGUUCCACACUUCCCAUCCCUCUGGACAGAACCCAUUAGGCUCAUGUCAUGGGAAGAUGAAUCAAAAACUGCUGAUCCCAACUCACCUCACUGGCUGACAGCUUCUAGACCUGUUUUGAAGGCCUACUGCAUCACAUAUAGAGUCAAUGUGGCAAUUGUUUUAUUAUUUUAUUAUAUUUUAUUUAUGAUUGACAUCCAUUCAUUAAAAGAGAGACUGAUGAUCUAAGGAACAUCAUUUCAGUGUUGAUUGAGCUGAUUACCUUUAGCACUUAAUGCUCAAAGAAAUAGAGGUACAACAUAUCAUCUAGUCACUGGGAUUUAAAUUUGAACACAAACUAUUGUACCCUUUUUUCGUGUGUGCACAUCUUGGCAACUAUUAGAGCUUCUCAUGGAUAGGCUCUGUUCAUACUGUAGUGUUUUUUUUUUUUUUUUAGGGGACUUGAAGAAUGUAAAGGUAGCAACAUUUGUGAUGCAUGUUGAGCGAUAUUGUCCACGCGGGCCCUAUACAGCGGCCAGAAUAUUGAAUAAACUGACCAAAUAUGAAUGGUGCAUCCCCAGCUGCGCGACAACAACUGGCCUGUGUGCUUUGCAGAGUGAUCUCUCUAUGUUGUCAUAGUGCAUGUUGUCUGCUAUCCAUCACUGAGUGGGUGGAUCACACCAGUGACAGUGUAAGUACCACAGUGGUGAGACAGGCAGGAAAGCAUGAUGGAUGGGUCAAGCCAUCUGACACAGUACAAUUGGCUGAGGCUGGAGACCAGAGCCUGUCCAAAUGGGCCAAAUUACCCCAACUACCCCUGCAAAGAAUGGCUUUGCAUCGGGAGAAUGAAAUAUGCCUGCAUUGUCUACCUCAGAAAAUCAAUUUCAUUCGCCCAUCUGCAGAUCAAUAGGUACAAUGAGAUUGCAGAUAUCGAUCUGCUCUCCCUAUGACAUUCCCAAUUCCCUUAAAACUAUGUUGUUGGUUUUAGGAUUUUUUUUUUUUUUUUUUUUUUUUUUUUUGUAAUACACUUCAUCAGAAUGAUAAAAAAAUGAGCAGACUUGUUUUUCUUUCCCAGAUCAUCAAUUGUAUGUAUAGUCUGUUAAAUUACUAUGUGAUGUCAGUAACAAAUGUUUGUUAAUGCCUUAUAAUGCAUGGGUCAAAUCAGUCCGCUAGAUCAGCUAAUUUCAAAUCCUGCUUUUAACGAUUGUUCUGUAACUGUAAUUUAUUCUGGGGUAAUUAUUACUGACAUGCUCCUCAUUUGUGAUUGGCCCAUCGGCCCGCUCGCCCUCAUCGUUCUGUGCCGAUGUGAUUGUGUUGUUCCGGCCUCUUUAGCUGUGGCUCUCUGAAUUUUUGUUGCUUCCUGUUCUGCUAAGUAAUCCCUUGCUUCGACAGCCUAACUCUGACUUGCGUGGUUGCCAAGACUUGUGAGAAGCGAUGGCAUACCCUACCCUCCCUCCCCAGCCCCCCCAACACAUCCAUCACAGUGCAGCCUGUCCGAACCAGAUAAACACCUACCUUCAACCUGUCAUGCUCCCACUUCACAUUAAAUCCUCCAGAUGUCCAUAUGUGUGUGAAUGCGAGUGUGUCAAGUCUAGGUGUGUACGCUUUUUGAAUGCAUAUGAGAAUCCAUGCACAGAUUGUAAGUUUCAGUGUGUUUCCAACCCCACUGGUAUGUGCUGGCAGCUUGAUUCCCAAUACUUUGUUUGCUUUUUGUCCUCCUUCCUGCUUUUAUUUAUGUUGACCAGUUACAUCCAGAAGAAGCUGAGUUGCUAUUAGUGCAGCAUCAUGAAUCAGUCUAAUGAGACUGCCUAAUACAUGACUUAGGAGCUGCCAAAUACAGUGGUUAAAUGAGCAUGUAAGUUGUGUGUGGGGGAGGAUGUGGACAUACCUGAUAAAGGACUGACGCUAGCCAUGAGAAAUGACUUUAAAUCUUUUUUCUUUUCUUUUUUUAGUUUGCAAGCAUGACCUCAAAGUCAGAUGCAUUUUGGCUUUGACUUUAAGUCCACUGUGUGCUAUGCAACUAUCAACUGCAGUCAUUUAAGGGAAAAAAGAUAGUAGUGUGUGCCUUGAAAAAAGGUUUAUGAUAAAUAUGAUGGUACAACAUGUCCACCAGGAGGAGAUGUUAUCAACAGAGUGGCGUGAUUAGUGGUGCAGUAAGUGAGCAGACAGAUAGUGCUGUCAUCAGAUCAGUGUCUUAUGAGGGUGUCUCUUUAUGUUUUAUUGAGGAACAAUACUUUGUCAAAGUGGACCUAUAUGUUUCCUUGAGAGAAAAUCCGAAGAACAAGUGCAAAGUUGGGAAAAAAAAAAACAGAAACAGGAAUUAUGUGCGUGAUUGACAGUAGAGGCUCUUUAUUUAGUUACUGCUGCUGAUGAGUGUUACUCAACUUAAAGAAAGAGCCUGUGUGCGAUGGCCACACUGCCUGGAGAGAAGCCUUAUCUAUGGAGAAAGGAAAACGGGAGAGAUGCAGAGGACGAAUAAGGGAGAGACAAAGGGAAGAGUGAUGUGGCAGGGGGAGGGAUUUGCUGCAGUCAGCAGACACACUCUUGACAUCCUUGUAUUUCUAUUAUGAGACCCUGAAAGAGCCUUCCACCUCCCUCAGAAGUGUCUUAAAGCUUGUGUGUGUUUGCGUGUCUGUAAACACACGGUUGUGCAUAUAUGAAGCAGUGUUUGUUGAGUGUGUGAUUGUAUGUCUGUGUGUGUGUGUGUGUGUGUGUGUGCGCACUGGUGUAAGCAGCCAUCAGCCAUUGACUUGCCCCAAGUGUAUCUUGUGUAUUGCUUUACUGUGGUAAAGUGGCAUGUAUGAGUUUUCUUUGUGUACUUUUUUGUGCCACGUAUGUAUGCACUACUAUAACACAUCUCUGUAUAGUCCCUCAUGGCCAAAUGUAUAUACUGAAUGUAUUGUUUGGGGACGUAGAGGCAUCAUGGUGCAUAAAUAAAUAAAAGUUGGGUUUAUGAGUUUAA
Molecule: messenger RNA, 4887 nt
Organism: Melanotaenia boesemani (Boeseman's rainbowfish)
Lineage: Eukaryota; Metazoa; Chordata; Actinopteri; Atheriniformes; Melanotaeniidae
Gene: shf
Exons: 8
Coding region: 373-1893 (506 amino acids)
Molecular function (GO): phosphotyrosine residue binding
Source: RefSeq, a predicted model, not a curated record